Plasmopara halstedii is the source of this 612-nucleotide messenger RNA. RefSeq lists its product as uncharacterized. Lineage: Eukaryota; Oomycota; Peronosporomycetes; Peronosporales; Peronosporaceae. The record is from RefSeq and is a predicted model, not a curated record. The transcript is spliced from 4 exons. Bases 1 to 612 code for a protein of 203 amino acids.
AUGUCAACUCUUAGCUCAUUGCUCCCAUCUUCAAUCUCUGGCGGUGGAGAACAAUUGCGCGAGGCGGCUGCUGCAGCCGUAACCGGUGGCAAUCUUAAUCAACGACUACGGAUUACUUCACCCGACGGCCCUCAAUUUUCCGGCUGGGUGCGAGGACAAGCUGCCGAGGUUCAGUGGGAAGUGCUUGACCCCAGCGUCCAGUGUGUGCGAAUUGACGUGUGUAAUGUAGCGUGGACGGUGCCGACUACCAUUGCGCAUUGUGUAGUAAAUGAUGGCACGUUUCGCUGGCGUCGUGUGUAUUGGGGCAUGCCAAUCGCCGAGGGCUACUAUGUGAAUGUUUACGAUGUUACAGAACAGAAGGACCAGACAAACGUGUCUUUGCUAGCGCAGAGCGAGCGCUUUGCCGUCAUCAAGGUAACGUUGCAGGCGUUGUCGGCCGUUCCGCUUCUUGUGAAGUGCGACUUCAAUACAGCGUCGCCUUUCCAUCGCUUGAAUGUCACUUCUUUGGUGAACACCUCAGCCAAGCGACGAGUCACUUGUUCUCGCUAUUUCCCGCGAAUUAAAGGACCGGCUAAGUGCACAACAAAGACGCGCAAAGGCCACCACAUUUAA